Molecule: messenger RNA, 1455 nt
Organism: Encephalitozoon intestinalis ATCC 50506
Lineage: Eukaryota; Fungi; Microsporidia; Unikaryonidae
Product: Ercc4-type nuclease
Exons: 1
Coding region: 1-1455 (484 amino acids)
Biological process (GO): double-strand break repair; DNA catabolic process
Molecular function (GO): DNA binding; crossover junction DNA endonuclease activity
Source: RefSeq, a predicted model, not a curated record
AUGAAGAUGGCAGAGGCUUGCAUAGAUUUAGCUCCACUGGUAAAAUCAGCAGUGAACUUCUUGUAUCGUCUAUCUUUAUCCAAAAAUAUGAAGUCGAGGCAUUGCUACAAGAAAAUGGCCCAAGAGUUAGAGAAAAUAGAAGGACCUCUUUAUUCGCUGGACUACCUGAAGAACAUCAAGUGGGCUGGAGCUAAAACAAUUGAAAAGAUCCAGGAGUUGAUAGACAGAAGAAUUCUAGAAGACAUAAAAACGGAGGAGGAUUUUGAGAAGUAUCUGAAUGUUCUCUCACCGAGGGCAUAUGAAGAAAGCAAAAGAAAGUUAUGGAAAGAAGGCACAGAGAAGAGCGAUUCCAAGGAUAAACAAUACAAGAAGGAGAAAGACAACAUAUCCAAGAAGAGAAAAUACAUUCCUGGAUAUAGAACAGGAAGUUAUGGAAUAAUGAAAGCACUAUGGAUAAGAGAAGGGAUUGGUAGGCAUGAGAUAGCACGGAUAGGAAGAAAUUACUGUGACUCAGAGUUUGACUUUGGAUCAAGACAUUCUGCUUGGUCAUCCAUGAAAACACUAGUUAGAAAGGGAUUUGUGUAUAAAGAGGGAAGAUCGAAAUUCUACCUUACAGACGAAGGAAGGGAGCUAGCAGCAACAAUGUUUGCAAAUACAUCUGUUGUUGAGGAGGAAGACGAGAUUACACUUCUGGUAGAUACUAGGGAAGUAAAGAGUAGGAGAUCCAGGCUGUUUUUCCAAGAGUAUUUUGAAUCUCAACAAAUCAGGCACGAGACAAGAGCUCUUGAGGUAGGGGAUUUUCUUUGGGUCAGAGGCGAGAGGGUUUGUAGCUCGAUAAUCGAAAGGAAAAGAGGAAGCGACCUUGUAAGUAGCAUAGUAGAUGGAAGAUUUAAAGAGCAAAAGAACAGGCUGAAAAACACAGGAAUAAGAAAGAUUUUUUAUAUUGUAGAAGGACUAAAGAACAGCCAUAUGCAAAAUGUAGGUAAAGAGACUAUAGUAUCGUGCAUGGCGGCAACUAGGCUGGAGGGAUUCAUUGUCAUGGAGACAGAAGACAUAGGCCAGACAGGCUCAGUGAUCCGUAUGAUAGAUUACGAAGUGAAAAAGGAACAAGAGAAAAAAAAGAAGACUUCGAACAAAUUAGACCAUUGCGAAGAAUCCAGUGAAUGUCUAGAAGAUCCUGACGAAGAGAUGGAGAUGAGCUAUGAAAGCUUUAUUGAUAAAAGCACUAAGUCGAAAGGAAAAACUCAGACCUAUCUGCUGUACAUGUCUCUUCUCUCUAUUAAAGGAAUAGGCCAUAAAAAGGCGCUUAUACUGGCCGAACGGUAUAAGACAAUCGGGGGACUAAUAAGUAGAGUAAAAGCUGAUGGAGUAAACAAGCUUUAUGACUUUGAAAUAAACGGAAAAAAAAUAUCUAGAAAGAAUGGAAAUGACAUAAUAGACUUUUUUCUGAAGUGA